GGCAAUUUAACACUCUGCGCGGCUAUAUAUUUCGUGAAUCACACUUCGGUUUUCUGCUGUGCUGACUAUCUCCUUCCCUUGACAUUUCUCUUUCAUCUCGCAGUAGCGUAGGAAGAGAUCCCCAUUUUUGUAGGAUGGCUCCAGCAGCAGCAGCUUCAAUAAAGCCUAGAGAUGUUUGCAUUGUUGGUGUUGCACGUACGCCAAUGGGUGGCUUUUUGGGUACACUUUCAUCUUUAUCAGCUACCAAGCUUGGAUCUAUAGCCAUUGAAGCCGCUCUUAAAAGGGCAAAUGUUGAUGCAUCACUUGUACAAGAAGUUUUCUUUGGAAAUGUUCUCAGUGCAAAUUUAGGACAGGCUCCUGCUAGACAAGCUGCAUUAGGUGCAGGAAUACCUAAUUCAGUGGUCUGUACCACCAUCAACAAAGUUUGUGCAUCAGGAAUGAAAGCAACAAUGCUCGCAGCACAGAGUAUCCAGUUGGGUGUCAAUGAUAUUGUUGUGUCUGGUGGUAUGGAAAGCAUGUCUAAUGUGCCUAAAUACCUAGCAGAAGCAAGGAAGGGAUCUCGAUUUGGACAUGAUUCUCUUGUUGAUGGAAUGCUGAAGGAUGGGCUGUGGGAUGUUUACAGUGAUACAGGGAUGGGUGUUUGUGCUGAAUUAUGUGCAGAUAAUCAUGUAAUAUCAAGGGAGGAGCAGGAUGCUUAUGCUAUUCAUAGCUUUGAGCGUGGUAUUGCUGCCCAAGAUGGUGGUGCCUUUGCAUGGGAAAUUGUUCCGGUUGAAGUUUCUGGGGGAAGAGGGAGACCAUCAACUAUUGUUGACAAGGAUGAAGGUCUAGGAAAAUUUGACCCUGUGAAAUUAAAGAAGCUCCGACCCAGUUUUAAGGAGAAUGGAGGUUCUGUCACUGCAGGCAAUGCUUCUAGCAUAAGUGAUGGUGCUGCUGCUUUAGUUUUGGUAAGUGGAGAGAAGGCACUUCAACUUGGGCUGUCAGUCAUUGCUAAGAUUGCAGGAUACGCUGAUGCUGCUCAGGCACCAGAAUUAUUUACUACAGCUCCAGCCCUUGCAAUUCCAAAAGCUAUUUCAAAUGCAGGCUUGGAGGCUUCUCAAAUUGAUUACUAUGAAAUAAAUGAAGCCUUUGCUGUUGUGGCUCUUGCAAAUCAGAAACUGCUUGGACUUAGUCCCGAAAAAGUUAAUGUGCAUGGUGGUGCUGUAUCCUUGGGACAUCCUCUAGGUUGCAGUGGAGCCCGAAUCUUGGUCACACUUUUGGGGGUACUGAGGCAGAAAGAUGGGAAAUAUGGAGUCGGUGGUGUUUGCAAUGGUGGAGGUGGUGCAUCAGCACUAGUUGUAGAGCUUGUGUAAGCCUUGUUAUAUUUGCCAUCCUUGCUGCAGGCCAGUUAUGAGUGCAGGAGCCUGGGAGAGAUGAAUCUCCAUCACCCGCCAAGUUAGACGAAGUGCAACUUAAUCUCGGUUUCUUUUUCCUUUUUGCCUUUUUGUGUUUGUCGUCUGAGAAAUAAAAAUGUACUUAGCUUCAGAAGAAAAUAGAAUAAUAACUGUUCUUCCGUA
Messenger RNA from Vitis vinifera (wine grape), 1553 nucleotides. Its product is annotated as acetyl-CoA acetyltransferase 2. The transcript is spliced from 15 exons. The record is from RefSeq and is a predicted model, not a curated record. Gene Ontology annotation, molecular function: acetyl-CoA C-acetyltransferase activity. Bases 135 to 1349 code for a protein of 404 amino acids. Lineage: Eukaryota; Viridiplantae; Streptophyta; Magnoliopsida; Vitales; Vitaceae. Gene Ontology annotation, biological process: fatty acid beta-oxidation.